AUGUCCUUGUUCCUGAUAAGAAACCUACUUCCCCACCUCCCCCACCUCCCCCCUUCACCCCCCUCCACCCUCUACUCAACCCUGCGCUCCCUCCCCGCUUCCUCUCUAAACCCCAUCCACACACACCUCAUCCCUCCCCGCAGCGCCCACGCCUUCCGCGUCCCCGCCGGCUCCCUAUUCCGCCUCUCCACGCCCCAGGGCCCACAAGUCGGCGACUUGAACAUCUGGAACGCACAUGAUCCGAGAGAAAGAUUCUGGGCGGCCAGGACGAGGCAGCUGCAGAGUAGUCAUGUUGGCGAGGGGGAUCGGCUGUGGAGUUGUUUGCCGUUUAUGAGACCGCUUUGCGGGGUUAUCGAUGAUGGGUGUAGGCUAGGGGAUAGGCAAGGGGGGAGGGACGGGAGGGGGAAGGAAAAGACGAGGUGGGAUGGACGAUGUCAUGAUUUGUUGGGGACGAGGUGUGAUCCUUAUGUUUCCCACAUGCUCACAGGCGCGAGGUACGAUUUUCACUGCCACUCCAACCUCGUGCGGGCUGUUCUUCCCUUUGGCCUCACGGAAUUCGACGUCCACGACGUGCUAAAUGUAUUUCAAGUCACUGGGCUGGACGAGCAGGGCAGGUACUUUAUGGAGGCUAGUCCGGCGACGGAGGAGAGUUAUAUUACGUUCUUCGCAGAGCAGGAUUUGCUGUGUGCGUUGAGUACAUGUCCGGGUGGGGAUCUGAGUGCGUGGGGAUGGCAUCAGGCGGAAGAAGGGAAAGAAGGGGAGGGUGAGGCGUCACCGCCGGAUAUGAAGAGUACGUGUCGGCCGAUUCGGGUGGAGGUGCUGGAGAUUGAGGAGGGGAUGAGGAGGGAGGUGUUGAAGGGGUGGAAGAGACCCGAGAAGAGUGGGUAUGUGGGUAUGCAUGGGAUGAGGAUUCCGAUUGGGGAAGAGUAAAAAAAAAAAGAGAAGACGAAAAGAAGAGUUGAUG
Molecule: messenger RNA, 964 nt
Organism: Bipolaris sorokiniana ND90Pr
Lineage: Eukaryota; Fungi; Ascomycota; Dothideomycetes; Pleosporales; Pleosporaceae
Exons: 3
Coding region: 1-930 (309 amino acids)
Source: RefSeq, a predicted model, not a curated record